Messenger RNA from Mycotypha africana, 279 nucleotides. RefSeq names its product putative gamma-secretase subunit pen-2. NCBI's taxonomy places the organism in Eukaryota, Fungi, Mucoromycota, Mucoromycetes, Mucorales, Mycotyphaceae. The transcript is spliced from 2 exons. Gene Ontology annotation, cellular component: gamma-secretase complex. The record is from RefSeq and is a predicted model, not a curated record. Bases 1 to 279 code for a protein of 92 amino acids.
AUGAGUGAAGAUGAACAACUCAACAUUUGUAAAAAGAUGUUUUACGGAGGAUUUGCUUUCCUGCCAUUACUUUGGCUGGUCAACUUUCUUUAUUUCUUUAAUGUUAGUAGAAAACCAAACGCUUCCAAAGAGUUGAAAAAAUACAUUUAUCUCUCUCUUUCUGGAUGCGUAAUGUGGUUUAUCAUUUUAACGACAUGGUAUGGUGUCUUUGUGAAUAAAAGAAUAGGUUGGGGUCUGAUGGCGGAUCGAAUUACUGUGGUGAUACCGAAAGGGCUCUAA